ACCUUGGCUCCAGGAGGACCUCUGUAUGGGUGUCUGUCCACCUUACCCUCUGGCUGAUUGUUGCUUAGUGAGUGCGGCAGUGAAGAGCCAUAAAAGUUUUAAGUAGUUAACAUAGGCUUUUUUUGUUGUUGUUGCUCUUUACAGUGGUGAUUUAAAUUGGGAAAAUGAUCCACUGCAGAAUCUUGGGGGUUGGAGUAGAAGUGACGUGCAGAAUCUUCAUGCUGUCAGCUCAGCCUGUUCGUACAUAUGCUGAGUGUGGCAUAUUUAACUACAGGUUAACUUAGGAGCUUGUAAGCUUUAAGGUUUUGUUGGUUUUUUUUAGUGUUUUUUUUUUAGUGUUUCAUAGCAAAAUAUUAAGAUAAAAAUAUUAAAAUAACAAGUUUUUACACUUAAAAUCUGUCAUCCAGUUUUCCUGCCACUUCACAUCACUUUGUGCAAUUCUUGUGGGAUAGCUGGUACUGUGCCAAGUUAAACUUGAUUUCUGCUUUGGUUUGAAGCAAGGAAGGAUGAAGACUAUGGACUUGAAAGGAAAGGAAAUAUGCAGGGAUAGAAGAAUCACUAUACUUGUCAGAAUUCUCUGUUCAGAGGGGUAAUUAAAUCACAGUGCUCAAUUGCCAGGAGCUCAGCUUAGUAAUUUGCAAACCUGGUAAAAAAAAGGGAAUGGUCACAUAAUUGCUCUUUGAUUGUUCCUUUUUUUUUUUUUUUUUUACUCUUUUUAAUUUUAUCUUACUUUAUUGGGUAUAAGAAGGAGUGAGGAAUGCUUAUUUUGACAAAAAAGGACCUGAUCUGGGGAGGUGGCCAAAACCAAGAUGAUGUCUGUACUCUUUAAAUAGCACAUCCUCUUUCUGUCUGCUUUUAUGUGUAUGCUGUUUUGUUGGUUUUUUUUCCAUUCUGUUGCUUAAGUGACUUUGGCUAUUUCUGUCUGAACCAAAAUGUAAUGUUUUCUCCCCUCUUUUGUUAGCUGCUUCGUGACAGAGUAAAAACUGGAUGCGAGUUGUGCAUUAGGAAGUGAUUGAUGUGUGCUUGUGCAGCUUGUGGCACUAUGAGAAGCACUGGUGCUGAUGUUUGCUAGAAGUAGAUUGAAAAGGCAAGAAAAUGAAAUUGUGCUUCUGCUCAGAAAACCUGUUGUAAAACUGUGGGGCAGGAAGCAAUUCCGCAAACAAAAACUCCACUUGUUUCUGCGGGACAAAAUGAAGAGGUUUCUUCAAGGCCAGGUAGAUGAGAAUCCAAACCAUGCUCAUCACUGCCAGCUCUCCCCAGUGGAGAUUGAAACGGACAUGUUUGUUUGUGGAAUGAAGAGGAGCUCAGCGAGCACUGAAUUUUCUGCUGCUGGAGGGGACUUUCAUCAGGAUGGAGGACGUGAUUCCAAAGGAGUGAGCGAAGUGUGUGUUGGCGAGGUGGAACUCAACUGGGAUGGUUACGUGAAAAUACCAUGCUCAGUCCAACAGAACAAGAAGGACUUACAGGGAACUUCUUCUGAUAGUACAAUGCAGACCUCUUCUGAAAGAAAGGGCAGAGUGUCUGAGGGACAGGACCGUUCUUCCCUGAGCGUUACCAUGAGCUGGAGCGAGGUAGCUGAAAGGCAGGAUUACUUUCUCCAGGAAACCCCCACCACAUACAAGAGUCGUAGACGGCAAUCGAAAGAUCGCUCAGCUGACGUGGUUGAUUAUAUUGUUAAAGAGCUCCAGGGAAUAAGUCGCAUCCAGACAGAGAUUGCAGAGCUCCGGGAGCAUCUCACGUUGAUAAAAGGCUCUGUGGAUGAAGUCUCCAGCUGUGUGGACACGGUCUUGAGUGAGAUAGAAGGCCUGCAAAGUGGUUCCGCAAGCAAAACCCAGGGUACACAUGCUCGGGAGUCAAGUAAGGAGGCACACAAGGAAGAGCCAGUGUUGUAUUUUUAUGGCAUCCCAGAAGAAGAUGGUGAGAACACACUAGAGCUUAUCUGUAACUUCUUGUCUGAAUAUCACUGUUUCAAUGGUAUCCAGUACAGUAAGUAUAUAAAAGAUGCUUAUAGAUCAGAUAUUGGAAAAGGCAAGCCACUAACGCCAAGACCAGCAGUUGUGAAACUUGUCAGUUGUGAACAGAGAGACUUUAUUUUACAGAAGUCUGCCCUUCUGCAAAGCUCAGGGGUCCGGGUUGCUACCAGUGAAGAGCAGAAGCAUAAGAGUGGCCAAAGGGGCCACAAAACAGAUUCAGUCUCUUCACAGGCUGGCUUCAAGAAGAACCAUCGCAGCUCAGUGGAUCCUGAUGGAGGUGGGCACCUUCGAACGGACUCAGGCCAGGUUAAGAAUAAAAGCACGAGCAAGAAAACACAGUGUGUAGGGGAGAGACUUGAUUCUGUGCAAAAAUCAACCUUGACUAAGAAAAGCAAUUUGGUGCCUGAAAGUGGGAAGGAAGCACAGUCAAUAAGCUGCAGUGAGCAUCCUUCAGAUGACAGUCAUCACCAGGCCCUUCAUGAAUCUCUGCAAAAUCCUCAGGUGAGCAGUUUGACCAAAUCAAGUGAUGGAAAUUACUGCUGCUCAUCUGACUCUUCAGGCCAUGCAAGCCAGAUAUCUGCUUCAAGCAAUAGCAGCGAGCACAAGCUUGACACUGAAAGUAUCACUGAGAAUUGUUCUUCCAUUCUAGAUAAAGAUGAAGGGAUAACCACAGAAGAGAUUGACAUAGAUGGUGAUAACCCAUGCAAACUCACCGGUGUGGAGAAAGCUGAUAUUCAAAGAGAAGAUGUUUCUAGUGGGGUGACAACUAUUAGCUAUGAUCAUACAACAGAUGAAAUGGCUGACAGUAGUGACAGUUUGAAGGAUAUGAUCCAAAUGGACCUGAAUGAUCAAGAUCCAACUGAUCAGGUCUUUAGGGAUGUCCUGGAAAAUUCCCAGUAUUUCCUUGACCAUUCCCGGGACAACAUUGAUCUUGUAGACAUGAAGUUUUACACUAAUAAGCUUGGGAAAGCUAUUCAUCACUUCAGGUCUGCUCUGCAGGUGGUGUUUCACAAACUGGAGACAAGCGAUUCUGAAGCCCUUCUGGAAGAUGAUAGUGGCUUACAGAUGGAUGAUGACAAUACACUGAUGCUGACCAGUUCAGGUAUGUGUGGCAGCUCUGACAACUUUGCCGAAACCCCUCCUAGUCAGUCCUCUGAGAGCCAGGCAAACACAACUGCCAACAGUGAAGCAUCUGGUCAGAUGCAGCUUGUUCCUUCCAGCCUUUCCUCUGUUCCACAUGAGCCUCCCGUUUCCAGUGCGAUGCCAUCUUCCGAGUGUGAAAUCCCGGCUGGGCAACGCUUACCUCCUGAGGAGCUGGGGGGAGAUGUGAACUCUCUACCUGAGCCAGCGAAGGACUGCAGACCGAUGAGCCUCGACAAGGUUUGCGCAGAGACCAUCUACCUGAACAAAUGCAUCAACAAUUUCAAAAAUGUGCUGAGGGAAAAGAGACAGAUGCGUAGGAGACUCUUAAAAGAAUUAGCACAGGAAGGAAACUGGAUUUCUGCUGAGGAGACAAAUUCAGAAGGAGGUAGAGGAGAGCUCCAGGGUCAAGAUGAGGCUGAUCCGUCAAAACCACCGUGGCUCAAAGGAGGGCCUGCAGGUGGUCUCUAUGGCAUUGAUAGCAUGCCCGAUCUGCGCAAAAAAAAGCCAAUUCCACUUGUCAGUGAUCUGUCACUGGUUCAGUCCCGGAAAGCCGGAAUUACCUCAGCAAUGGCCACUAGAACAUCUCUCAAAGAUGAAGAGCUGAAAUCUCAUGUCUAUAAGAAGACCUUGCAAGCCUUAAUUUACCCCAUCUCAUGUACAACCCCGCAUAACUUUGAAGUGUGGACAGCCACAACCCCUACCUACUGCUACGAAUGUGAGGGGCUGCUGUGGGGUAUUGCACGGCAGGGAAUGCGCUGUGGAGAAUGUGGAGUCAAGUGCCAUGAGAAGUGCCAAGACUUGCUCAACGCUGACUGCUUACAGAGAGCAGCAGAGAAGAGCUCGAAGCAUGGAGCUGAAGACCGAACGCAGAAUUUCAUCAUGGCAAUGAAGGAUCGCAUGAAAAUCCGGGAGCGGAACAAGCCGGAGAUCUUUGACUUGAUUAGAGAUGUGUUCUGUGAGAGCAAAUUGACACAUGCUCAGCAGAUGAAGACAGUGAAGCAGAGUGUGCUUGAUGGCACCUCCAAAUGGUCAGCAAAGAUCACUAUCACAGUGGUGUGUGCUCAGGGUCUUCAGGCUAAAGACAAGACUGGGUCCAGCGAUCCGUAUGUAACUGUUCAAGUGGGUAAAACAAAGAAGAGGACAAAAACGAUUUUUGGGAAUCUGAACCCUGUAUGGGAAGAAAAGUUUUACUUUGAGUGCCAUAAUUCUUCUGACCGAAUCAAGGUGCGUGUCUGGGAUGAAGAUGAUGACAUCAAGUCUCGUGUCAAGCAGAGACUGAAGCGCGAGUCGGAUGAUUUCCUGGGGCAGACAAUCAUUGAAGUCCGUACUCUUAGCGGAGAAAUGGAUGUGUGGUACAACCUUGAAAAGCGAACAGAUAAGUCUGCAGUGUCUGGGGCUAUUCGCCUACAAAUCAGUGUGGAGAUCAAAGGCGAGGAGAAGGUGGCUCCAUAUCAUAUUCAGUACACUUGCCUUCAUGAGAACCUCUUUCACCAUCUCACAGAUGUGCAAGGGAAUGGGGUGGUGAAGAUCCCUGAUGCCAAAGGAGAUGAUGCCUGGAAGGUGUAUUUUGAUGAGACAGCUCAAGAGAUAGUGGAUGAAUUUGCAAUGCGUUACGGCAUUGAAUCUAUAUACCAGGCCAUGACGCAUUUUGCAUGUCUCUCCUCUAAAUACAUGUGCCCAGGCGUGCCAGCUGUGAUGAGCACCUUACUUGCCAAUAUCAAUGCUUAUUAUGCGCACACCACUGCCUCCACGAAUGUGUCUGCUUCGGACCGCUUUGCAGCCUCCAAUUUUGGGAAAGAACGAUUUGUGAAGCUUCUGGAUCAGCUUCAUAAUUCACUUCGGAUUGAUCUCUCAAUGUACAGGAACAACUUUCCAGCCAGCAGCCGGGAGCGGCUGCAGGACCUGAAGUCUACAGUGGAUUUGCUGACCAGCAUCACUUUUUUCAGGAUGAAGGUCCAAGAGCUGCAGAGUCCACCCCGAGCCAGCCAGGUUGUGAAGGACUGUGUGAAAGCUUGCCUCAACUCCACCUAUGAGUACAUUUUCAACAACUGUCACGAGCUGUACAGUCGAGAGUACCAGACAGAUCCUAACAAAAAUCAGGACCUUCCUCCUGAGGAACAGGGCCCCAGCAUCAGGAACCUGGAUUUCUGGCCCAAGCUCAUCACUUUGAUAGUCUCCAUCAUAGAAGAGGACAAGAAUUCUUAUACCCCAGUCCUGAAUCAGUUUCCUCAGGAGCUUGCUGUUGGGAAGAUCAGUGCAGAGGUGAUGUGGAGUCUUUUUGCCCAGGAUAUGAAAUAUGCCAUGGAAGAGCAUGAGAAACACAGACUGUGUAAAAGUGCAGACUAUAUGAAUCUACACUUCAAAGUGAAGUGGCUGUACAAUGAAUAUGUUCGUGAUCUGCCUGCCUUCAAGGGAAAAGUGCCUGAAUAUCCAGCGUGGUUUGAGCAGUUUGUGAUGCAGUGGCUGGAUGAAAAUGAAGAUGUUUCCUUAGAAUUCCUGCAUGGUGCUCUGGAGAGAGAUAAAAAAGAUGGGUUCCAGCAAACAUCCGAGCAUGCUCUGUUCUCCUGCUCAGUGGUGGAUGUCUUCACCCAGCUCAAUCAGAGCUUUGAGAUCAUUAAGAAGCUGGAGUGCCCAGACCCUGUCAUUGUUGCUCAUUAUAAUAGGAGGUUUGCUAAGACUAUUGGGAAAGUGCUGAUGCAGUAUGCUGACAUUCUCUCCAAGACCUUCCAGUCCUACUGUUCCAAGGAGAAACUGCCCUGCAUCCUGAUGAAUAACGUCCAACAACUGAGGGUGCAGCUAGAGAAGAUGUUUGAAGCCAUGGGUGGUAAAGAGAUUCAGGAAGAUGAAGAAAAAGCUGCUGAUGCUGAUUUGGAUGCAGAAGCAAGUGACCAUCUCAAAGAGCUCCAGGUGAAGCUGAACAAUGUUUUGGAUGAGCUGAGUGCUGUGUUUGGUAACAGCUUUCAGACUCGUAUUGAUGAGUGUGUCAAGCAAAUGUCUGAUAUCCUCUGUCAAGUGAAAGGGACAGGAAAUGUUGCUGCUAAUGCCAGAAACACAGUUGCACAAGAUGCAGAUAAUGUCCUGAGGCCCUUGAUGGAUUUCCUGGAUGGAAACCUGACACUGUUUGCAACCGUGUGUGAAAAGACAGUGUUGAAGAGGGUGCUGAAAGAGCUCUGGAGGGUAGUAAUGAAUACCAUGGAGAAGCUGAUUGUGCUGCCUCCUCUGACAGAUCAUACGGAUCAUAUGGUGAGAGAAGAAACUAGGAGUCUCACUCCAAAGCAGUGUGCUGUUUUGGAUCUGGCACUGGAUACGAUCAAACAAUAUUUCCAUGCUGGUGGAAACGGACUGAAGAAAACCUUCUUGGAGAAGAGUCCAGACCUGCAGUCACUUAGAUAUGCACUCUCUCUCUACACUCAGACCACAGACACUCUCAUCAAAACCUUUGUCCAGACUCAGACAGCUCAGGUGCAUGAUGGGAAAGGUAUUAGAUUUACCGCUAAUGAGGACGUUCUUCCAGAUAAGGGCUCUGGUGUGGAUGAUCCUGUGGGGGAAGUGUCUAUACAGAUCGACCUGUAUACCCACCCUGGAACUGGUGAACACAAGGUCACAGUGAAAGUUGUGGCAGCCAAUGACCUGAAGUGGCAGACAUCUGGCAUGUUCCGUCCGUUUGUGGAAAUCACUAUGAUUGGGCCCCAACAGAGUGACAAGAAGAGGAAGUUCACAACCAAGUCAAAGAGCAACAACUGGGCUCCCAAAUACAAUGAAACCUUUCACUUCAUAUUGGGAAAUGAAGACGGUCCUGAUGCUUAUGAGCUCCAAGUCUGUGUGAAAGACUACUGCUUUGCUCGGGAGGACCGGGUACUAGGGAUAGCAGUGAUGCAGCUGAGAGACAUAGCAGACAAAGGAAGCUGUGCUUGCUGGUGCCCCCUGGGGCGCAGGAUUCACAUGGAUGAGACUGGACUUACAAUCCUGAGGAUUCUCUCUCAAAGAACCAAUGAUGAAGUUGCCAGAGAAUUUGUGAAGUUGAAAUCUGAGUCCCGCUCCACAGAGGAAGGCACCUGAGCUGAGCUGUGUAGUAUUCCCUUUUCUCUUCUGCCUUGUGCCAAUAUGUGCAAGUGUUCAACAAUUCUCUUUUAUUAAUCACAAAAGUUUCUUUCUUGUUGUCUUUGUCAGCUCUGAUAGCGCACGUGUGCUGUACAGGAAACAAACCCAUCAGUCUGAUGUGAGUUAUUUAUUUUUUAGUAGCUGGGUUAAGGCACCAUAGAGAAUGAGACAGUCUCUUGUUAUUUAAGAUGUGAAUUCUGCUUUGUAUAUAUAAAUUAUUUUAUAUUGGAGGCUGGGUAUGCUGGGUUUUGUUGAUAUGCAGCACUGUGAUUUUAUCCUCUGAAGUUGGCAGAUGUUGAAAAGGUUCUACAUAAUCACACUACGAUACAAACACACAGGUGGGUGGAAAUUGGGAGAAGAAGAAGGAUUUGGGACUUUGGCAAAUCACAGUUAUCUCUCAUUGAAUUUGUGUACUGUGGAGCUGCCAGUGGGUGUUCUGGCACAGAUUAUACCAAUGUCCCGAUACGAUACGCAGACACCUCAACGUCUGCUUACAAAAUAAGUUGCAAAUUGCUCUGAAGAUGCACACCAGAUGCAUAUGACCAUGGAUGUGCUGCUGUGAGCAUGGGUGAGAUCAGUUGGACAAGGGCAGAGGGGCCUAAGAUCUCACAGCCAAAAGCUGCAAAGACAAUACAUCAGGAGCAGACUGCAGCUGCCCUGCUAUUGUAAUUAGACUGUGUGUCUCGGAGAAUAUAAAUCCCCAUGUGCUGCUGGGAAAUCUGCAUCACCACGGGGUUGCUGUAAGCUGCUAACUCCGCAAGUCACACUUUGGCUACCAUGACCGACACGGUAAGGAAGGGAACAACAUUAGAGCCAUGACAAAGAGCAUGGCUGCUAUAUACUUUUUCCACUUAGAUACUCUUUCAUUAGUUAUUUGACAUAGGAUUGGAUAAUUUAAUACUUGCAGGCUUUCUGUAGCAUUUUGUUAUCCUGUAGUAGCUGAGACCAUUCCUCACUAUGAACCCAGAAAUGAUGGUUUGCUUGGGAGAGAUCAACACGUCUCCUCUCUGCAAGCACUCAGUCUGGAGUGCUGGUCAAAGAGCAGCAGGUCCAUUUGGUUUAUCUUGAAGUCUCUGUUGGCCGUGCUGCAGCUGAUCUGUGCUGUUUGUCAUUAAUCUGUGUUUUAACUAUACCAUUGAAAAUAUUUUUGCACUGUCUUAAAGAAGCAUCCUUGUUUUGUUUUCUUGCAAAACAAAACACUGUCCUGAGCAAAGUGAUAGCAGGGAGGUCAGAAUUUCUGACUGAAAAUUCAGAAGCAGGAAGGUCUGGAGAAGCGAUUACACCUGAGGUAUGUUUGUUAGAGGGUUCCUAUUUUGGGGAUACUUUGGGGAUAUAUUUUUGCUAUUUCCAGCUGCCCUUGUGCUCUGGAAAGGGCAGCUGGAACAAGCCAGUCCUUGCCCAUGAAGUACUGUAAUACUGUCAAUAAAUAUAAGGACUGUGUAUUGAAUGACCUUUUUUUCUUUUUUUUUUUCUAUUUUCUCUGACACUUGUACAGCUGUGUAACUCCUAUUUCAUGGGCCUGCUCAAAGAGCUCUGAGAUGGCACAUCUGCUUUGUUGUUGUCCAUGGUGUGUUAUAAUAGUGCUCUUCAAAACUCCAUGCUAUUUGUCAUGAUUUUGAAUCAUUGUACGUGCCAUUGUUAUGAGAACUGUUAGUAGUCUUUAAUAAAGUCUUUUAGCAGCAUUUGGAGUCAUCUGUUGAAAUGAAAUCGUAAUUGGGUUUGCUAAAUCACACAGGGUGGUAUUGCUACUACAUCUUUGCAAAUUACUCUUGUUUAGUACAUAGGUAUUUCUGUGGUGCUGUAGAUGCCCAGCAAAAGGUCUGAGUCAGAAAAUUCCACCUCCUCCAUGGUCACUUCACCUUUGACAGCUUUCCCUGAAGUUCUUGGCUUUUGGUAACAUGCUGAGACACUGCAGAAAAUCAUAAAGAAUAACUUACUUUCUUUUCUUCUCCUAUCUGGCCUUAAGUCAAGUUCCCUCUGCACUCAAAUAGCCUCCUGAAGGUGUUGAGUGGAAAGACUCAGGCAGGCAGUAGGAUAUCUGUAAAGUAGGAUACUUUACAGAUAGCAUGUGAAGAAAAAUAAUUAUGUGUCAAACUUGAUUUGUGGCUUGCCAUCUGAUACGAGCAUUAAUACUCUGUAAAUGGUAUUGACAAGAGAUGAGAGAAUAAACCUUCUUGAUGUCAAGUAAACUAC
Messenger RNA from Pezoporus flaviventris, 9410 nucleotides. RefSeq names its product unc-13 homolog B (gene UNC13B). The transcript is spliced from 32 exons. Gene Ontology annotation, cellular component: plasma membrane; presynaptic active zone cytoplasmic component; presynaptic membrane. Gene Ontology annotation, biological process: synaptic transmission, glutamatergic; presynaptic dense core vesicle exocytosis; dense core granule priming. The record is from RefSeq and is a predicted model, not a curated record. Lineage: Eukaryota; Metazoa; Chordata; Aves; Psittaciformes; Psittacidae. Gene Ontology annotation, molecular function: diacylglycerol binding; syntaxin-1 binding; phospholipid binding. The coding region runs from base 1062 to 7175 and encodes 2037 amino acids.